This is a messenger RNA of Hyalella azteca, 2344 nucleotides long. Its product is annotated as protein YIPF6-like. Gene Ontology annotation, cellular component: membrane; trans-Golgi network. Gene Ontology annotation, biological process: endoplasmic reticulum to Golgi vesicle-mediated transport. The transcript has 7 exons. The coding region runs from base 190 to 909 and encodes 239 amino acids. NCBI's taxonomy places the organism in Eukaryota, Metazoa, Arthropoda, Malacostraca, Amphipoda, Hyalellidae. The record is from RefSeq and is a predicted model, not a curated record.
AUAUCUGCAGCUGAGGCUUCAUCACAGAUUUGAGAUAAGGUUGACACUUAAGAUUACAUGAAUUUUUGAAUGUUAAAACAUAUAUUAAUCACUUUUCAUCUUAUAUAUAUACAAGUUUUUAGUAAAUAAAAGUUUCCAGGUGACAGGUCUACAAUUGUGGUUAAUCUUGAACAAAAAAAUACAUCCAACAUGAGUGCUGGAAACCCCCAGCAUCAAAGCCUUGAUGUAGAAGAGGUGAAUUUUGUGGACACUCUGAGUGCCCACAACUAUGGGGAUGUGAGUGGGGAGCUCACCCUGCCUGGCACAGUGGGGAGAGAAGACCCAUCACAGUACAACACUUUAGACGAGCCUAUAAAAGAUACUGUGAUGCGAGACUUGAAGGCCGUUGGAGUGAAGUUUUACCACGUCUUGUAUCCCAAAGAGAAGAAAUCAUUACUUAAAGAAUGGGACCUGUGGGGACCACUGAUCCUCUGCACCUUCCUUGCCGUGAUGCUGCAGGGUGAGGCGCAGAGCGUGGUGCUGCCAGACGGGCGCGAGAUACACGACGGAGGGCCGCAGUUCGCUGAGGUCUUCAUCAUUGUGUGGGCGGGCGCCGCGGUCGUCACCCUUAACUCCAAGCUGCUGGGUGGCAACAUAUCGUUCUUCCAGUCGGUAUGUGUGUUGGGCUACUGUCUGCUGCCCGGCUGUUUAUCCUUGAUCGUGUGUCGCAUACUGCUUUUCUUCUCGCACUCGACCGUGGCAUUCAUCAUCCGCUUCCUUGUAUCAUGCCUGGGUUUUGCUUGGGCAACGUUCGCUGCCAUGAUGUUCCUGAGUGACUCGCAGUUGCAGGCACGUCGCGGCCUCGCAGUUUACCCCAUCUUCCUGUUCUACCUCGUCAUCUCCUGGCUCAUCGUCUCCAACACCAGCUGAUCUGUUAGUCCAGCUCAUCGGUGUAGCUCCACCUAAGUCUGAUAAUUGAAUGAAAAUUAGGCUUAUUAUUACUUCCUUUACUACCGGUACCGUACUGAUAUUCGUGUAUGUCUUCAUGCGGGAUAUUUUGGAUUGUUACUUUUUUAGGUACAAUUCUUUUUGGUACAAAUAGAAACAAGAGCGAUGAUUGAGGCCUGACGUAAUGCCGGUAAUUCAGAGUCAAUCUUAAUAACAACUCAGACUUUGUAUUUAUUAGGUGUGGAGGAACAAAUUAGUUAGCAGAUGCAGUGCAUACAAACCUUAAGAAUCCUUGAAGCAGGUAAAGAUGUGUUUCUUGUAACCUUCUUGGGUCAUUCAAACGUGAUUUUCUGCCCUGCUUUUUAAAAAUUUUCUGCCAAAACGCUCGUGCAAUAUAAAAAAAAAAAGUUUGCUCGCUAUCUGAACCUGCGUUUGACGUGGCUUAAUGUUCCAGCUCUUAAUAGUUAGGGUCUCACCAUCAUGGAGUUUUUAAUUAAUACCUACCUUACGCGCUAGUAAACUUGCAAUCGAGCAUCUCUUCUUCUAUCAACCAGAUAAAAUUUUUUGCUGUUUUCUUUCAACUUUUGUAGUAAAAUUGUGCUAAUUUUGCUAUAGUGUAUUUCAUGAAAUCAAAUAACUUGGGAAAAUAAGUUUCUGAAUAGCACUUUUUGUGUACUGUGUGGCUUGUUGAUGUUGGAGCAGAGCUGAAACUUUGGAAAAAUAUGUGUCUUCUUGUAGAAAUGUACAGUAGUGCUCGAGUUAGGUUUACGGUGUCGAUUAUUAUAAUAUAAUCUUAUAUAUAUUCAAAUGUGCACCUGUUUUCAGCGUGUUCAUGAGAUUUCGGCUUCUAUUAUAUCUAUUACUGAUAAAAUAUUUUAUGAGUGUUAUGUAAUUUUAUUUGUAGACUUUUUCUAGUUGGUUUUGAAAAAAUAUUGUUGCAUUCCUAACAUAUUUUGCGCACCACACUUCCACCUAUUAUUAGGUUUUAUUUUCACUUCGGUAUGCGGCGUCCAUAACAUGUCGAUAUCAUCAGUGGGUCGAUAUCAUCAUUUCUCAUGGUAACAUGAUUACCAUGAGAAAUCUUUGGUAAUUUUGGACUGAUAUAAUGGUAGCCAAUGUUUCCUGUCAUCCAGAGGCGAUUGUAAUCUUAUGCGAAUAGUGAAUUUUUUCACUUCUUCCCGGGAAAAUGCUGCUUAAAAUAUAAUUAUUCAUGUACUUUUUUCAUAUUCUUAUGUAUCCGAUUGAGUGGCUAUCUUUUCGUUACAUUUAAUUUAUUUCCUAAUUUAUUGCAUUCAAUUUUUGAGUAAUAACCUCGCAUUAUUUUGUCUCAGAGCAAGGCAGAGUCCAGCAGAUGAUAAGCUAUAGGAAGCAUAACUAUCAACAAGAAAAUAUUUGUUAGUAAAGUUGAACGUUUAUU